This is a messenger RNA of Paralichthys olivaceus (Japanese flounder), 8834 nucleotides long. It is a transcript of the gene pard3bb, whose product is annotated as par-3 family cell polarity regulator beta b. Gene Ontology annotation, cellular component: apical plasma membrane; adherens junction; cell cortex. NCBI's taxonomy places the organism in Eukaryota, Metazoa, Chordata, Actinopteri, Pleuronectiformes, Paralichthyidae. Gene Ontology annotation, molecular function: protein binding; phosphatidylinositol binding. Gene Ontology annotation, biological process: establishment of cell polarity; establishment or maintenance of epithelial cell apical/basal polarity; intracellular protein localization. The record is from RefSeq and is a predicted model, not a curated record.
UGGCUGCAUUAUCCUUUUAGUUCAUAUAUUUGUAUCUAAUCUAAUUCCAUGCUGAGUCAUUUAAUCAUGUACUGCAUCUUUUCCUCUUGAAGCGCACAAAGUCUCCGUCACAUGAAACAUGCUUUAUAAACACGGGUGGAAGUGUGACACUGCCACUCGUCUUUAGAAGACGUAAUAACCUCUGGAUGAAUUCACAUCUCGUGUGUUCCCCCCUCUUUACGUUGCUGUGGGACAGAUAGAGGACCGACUGAGCGGAUCCAGGACCUGAGCUCCAUGUUGUUGUGGCAGCAGCAGCUGGGUCGGUUCUCCUUUAAGAAAGUGACAGCAGCCAGCGGUGGAGGAGCUGCUCAGGAGCUGCCAGGAGCAGGACGGGGCAGUGAAGGCAUCUCCAAACUUUCCCAACACACACUGAAGUGCUCCCUUUGACUGUUUCCUGCCGUCUGUGGCUUGGAUGUGUCAACAGUCCCACGCGCGAGCUUGUCGGUGAUGAAGCGGAUGCCACUGACGAGGACGUGACGGGGAACAUGCGAGAGGAAAAAGUUGUGGAAUGAUGCCCGAGCGACUGCAUCCCUCCCUCCAAAGUUCAGCUAAGACCUUCUGGUGGCCGUUCGAUCCCAAUUUGGAGCCGUCUUGCAUUAUUAUCAUCUCCACUGUUCAUCACCCAUAACCACGAGGGCCCUGCAUCUUGGAUGAAGAGGCGACUGCCGGGAUGAAGGUGACGGUGACGUUUGGGCAGACAGGGGUGGUGGUGCCCUGCAAGGAGGGCUGGACUGUGAGGGAACUCAUCCAGCAAGCCACGCAGAGAUACAGAAAACUGCUGGAACAGGAAGGAGAUUUCAUGGUUCGGACUCACCAUGUUGAAUACUGUGAUGGGGGGAUUCUGGACCCUGAUGAUAUUCUCAGCGAUCUGGUGGAAGACAAAGACAAGCUGAUGGCGGUGUAUGAGGAACAGGAAGCCCAGCAGAGGGGCGUGGCUAACACGAGCCUAGCCCCCAGCCCUGAACUCUACCAGUCGGAGCUCUCGGCCUUCCAGCCAAUUGCAGGAGGAGAGAUAGAAGUCAAUUCUUCAGUGCUCAAGUCCAACACCCCCCUGCUGGUGAGAAGUAGCAGUGAGUCAGCCCUCAGCCCCCAGCUGACAGAGACAGAACCCUCCCUCAAUGAAGACUCCUCUGAGAUGGCAGCUGGUCCCGCCGUGGAGAGGCCUGUAGGGAUGGACCGAGCCCAAGGCAAACACGCCUUCAGUAGCAGCCUGACCAGAACAGUGGAGAUCCUGGGAGAGGACAGUCCCCUGGGCAUCCAUGUGGUUCCUUACUGCUCAUCACUCAGUGGACGGUCCCUGGGUCUGUUCAUCCGUGGAGUGGAGGAGGAGAGCCGGUCCAGAAAGGAGGGCUUGUUUCAAGUCGACGAGUGCAUCGUCAAGAUCAACAACACCAACCUCAUGGACAAGACAUUUAGCCAAGCCCAGGAAGUCUUUCGUCAGGCGAUGCGUUCCCCAGUCGUCCGCCUGGAAGUAGUUCCCUCCUCCAACAAAGAGCGUUAUGAAAAAAGUCUGAUUGGUCAGCUGUUUGGCAACAGCGCCGGUCCUGAUCACAGCCCCAGAAUUGCCAAGACCAAAGAGCCGCCACCGCCCAUCAAAGCCAAACCUGUGUUUAAGCUCCCUGAGAAUCCAGCCAUGCGACUGGCAGAGGAAGCUGCUACUCUGGACACUGCUGUCUCUACCCCCAAAGGGAGGAGCGAGAGCCCCCUUCUUAAGAAAAGUCCUGCUCUCUCCAGCUUGGUGGCCAAUAAGAGAGGAGGACGAAGACUGAGGAUCGAUUUAAAGAAAGGUUCAGAAGGUCUCGGUUUUACCGUCGUAACCAGAGACUCUUCAGUUCAUGGUCCUGGUCCGAUUCUUGUUAAGAACAUUUUGCCACGUGGAGCCGCCGUCAAAGACGGACGCCUGCAGUCUGGAGACCGCAUACUUGAGGUCAACGGUGUAGAUAUUGCAGGCGUGGGCCAGGAGGAGUUGGUGUGUAUGCUACGCAGCACUCGGCAGGGAGAGAGUGUGUGCCUGGUGGUCCUGCGGCAGGAGGAUAUGUUCCUGCCCAGAGAGAUGGAGGUGUCCCGUGUGCCAGGCUCUGUUUCGGAGAGUGGAAAGGAGCAGCUCAUGUUCGAGGUUCCUCUAAAUGACACUGGCUCGGCAGGGCUCGGCAUCAGCCUCAAAGGAAACAAGUCCAGGGAUACGGGAGAGGAUCUGGGAAUCUUCAUUAAAUCCAUCAUACAUGGAGGGGCUGCAUACAAGGAUGGCCGUCUGCAUAUCAAUGACCAGCUGGUAGCUGUGAAUGGAGAGACGCUGGUAGGACGCUCCAAUCAUGUGGCCAUGGAGACUCUCCGCCGGUCUAUGUCCCAGGAGGGAAACGUCAGAGGGACCAUCCAGCUGGUGGUGCUGAGGACUUUGAAGGAUCAACACGGUGUGUCACCCAAUCGCUCCUUUGACGGCUCCUCUGGUCUGUCGGGAGUGAUGAGACCAUUGAACGGUCACACAGGAUUGGUCAAUCAUUCCAACGGCCCCAUCCACCCUCCCCACACUCUCUAUGGGUCUAACGUGCCCAAUGGGAGUUAUUCUCACAUGGACGAGGAAGACGAGGGCGAACUCUACGGACACGAGGAGUUCAUGAGCUCUACACAACACCCGUCAUACCUACAGGAAUGGGGAGACUCUCACAUCUCAAGCCAGGCUCAGCCCCAGUCUCCCGGCCAGAACCAGAACCAGAACCAGAGCCAGCGACAGUUCCAGCAUGUUAAGGCCUCCAAGAGCAUGGACCUGGGUACGACUCAGAACCAGCAGCACACUGUGGCUGAUGAGAGCAACGUAGGAUCACUGGUCGUAAACACUGCAGCUCCAUCGAGUCCCAUAGAACUUGGACCCACCCUUGGCCUGAAGAAAUCCAGUUCAUUGGAGAGUCUCCAGACGGCCAUGUCAGAGGUGAACAGGAAAAACGAACUCCUCCCAUUCCACCGUCCUCGCCCAAAUAUGGUCAGGGGAAGAGGCUGCAACGAGAGCUUCAGGGCAGCUAUCGAUAAAUCCUACGAUGGGCCACCUGAAGAUGACGACGAUGAUGGUUCGGACCCGAGCUCAGGCCGUGACACCCCUGCAAGCAGUUCAUCUCGCCAGGGACUGGGGGAUCAGAUAGAAGAGAAGGGCAAAAAAGACAAGAAAAAGAAGGCCAAGACAAAGAAGAAAGAGAAGAACAAGGGAAAAGGAAAAGAGAAAAAGAAAGCGGAGGAGCCCGAAGAGACGGAGAAGAAGAGCAAGAAAAUAGGAUUUGGGCUUCUGAGAUUUGGGAAGAAAAAAGAGGAGAAGAAGGAGGCGAAAGCUGCACUGCAGCGACAGAAGUCCGACAUCCUGACUGAUCAUGAAUUUGAGAGGAUGAAAGAGGAGAGAGAAAGAAUUGAGGCAGGGCAUCCUGAGCUGCGAGAGAACCAGCAAGGUGGCGGGUCCACGUAUCCAGAUGUUGAGGAUGAUGAAGCAGAUCCCAACUACGCCAGAAUACAAAACUUCAGGGAUCGCGAGAUGGGUCCAGUUCCGCAGCCACAGUCUCAGUCGCCUCCCUAUAAUACAAUUCAGCACAGCCAUGCUCACACUGCUUCCCCGCAAAACCCCUCUGCCUUUCCCGGACAUGGAAAUCAUGCUAACGACCCUGGAGCCGUCCCUGAUGAUGACCACAUUGACAGGCUGUAUGCCAAGGUCAACAAACCGAGGGCAGCUGGGUCUACCUCUCCUCCUGCGUCUGCCGCUGUCAAUGACAGCAGUCUGGACAGGAUCCAGCAGCUAAGAAGAGAGUACCAGCAGGCAAGGAGAGAAGGAAUGGUACCACCUUAUGAGGAACUGGACCAACGACGCAGAGGGCAUGAAAACGACGCGCACAGGAUGCCAGGCAGAGGGGCAGAUCCUCGGUUGGCACCACGUUAUGAAGAGGUGGAGCGUCAAUAUGCCUCCUUACCAAGAAGGGGUCCGUUGGAUCCAGCUGACUACCCCAUGCAGCCCUGGUCAGGUCAUUACCCCGGACCUCCCCAGGCCCCACAGGGUUACCCUCAGUCCAUGUCCUACCCUAAUCCCAACUCCCAGCCUGCUCCAUCUUACUCUGGCUACCCACCUCCUGGCCAGCCAUACCCACGUCCAGGUGACCCACGGGGCAUUGACCCUGGCUUCUACCCUCACCCAAGCUCACAGCAGAGAGGACCCUUGCGGCAGGACGUGCCACCGUCUCCCACCCCUCCACUUCGGGGACUACGGUACGACACUAUGAUGCGUGGAACUGGGGGUGGAGGCUACAGGCACCUGGUGGAUCCUGGUCCUGACCAAUAUAGCUACACUGUGGAGGUAGGAAGACAGCAACACCAAACCAACCCAAGACAGAAGAAUGCCAUGACUGCAGCUGUGUAGACCAGUCACGUCCAGAGAUGAAAAAUAAGCAGAAUGCUGAUCACUCUCAAUUGUGCAGCUCCUCUGCUUUCACUGCUCUAAUGAAACAGAGUCAAAACCUCUUAAUGGUGCGAAUCACCAUCAUUAUCAUACAUUGUCUAGUCUUGUUGAAAAGUAUAUGGUUUUACACAGACAAGCAAGGGGGUUAAUUAUAGAGUAGCUGGCGUAAUGCAUAAUGUCUUCAAUUGCUUUGAGGUUUCCCAGAGUGUAAAAUUAGCAGGGCUUUUUGCUUUUCACUAUACUGUGAUUAAUUUGUCCCUUUCUAGAAGUCAGAGGCUCAGGUAAUUGGAUCCAUUUAAAUUAAGCCACCAAAGGCAUAAAUACAGCUCUGCACUAUCAUAUUGUAGCUGUCAGUUUCACUACUGCUGCUCCAACAAGGCAAAAGAUAAAAUACCCUAAAAAGAGCAUGCAGUAGCACACUAACCUUAGUUUUGUGGCCGUUCACAUGCUAAAGCAAGAACUUUCAGUGAGAAAGUCAAAUUUAAUGUCGGGUCUAAAACAGUUCAUGUUGAAAUGUGAAUGGGGGUCUUUUAGUUUUUCCCCCAAGGCCAAGUUGAGAUGAGGACGACAGUCAAAAUGACCCCGUGUUCCCAAACAGUGUGGGCAACAACAAAUUAGUGUGAAGAUAACAUUCUUUGCUAUGUUGGUAAUAGUUGCUGAAACAGAAGCGUUGUGCAGAAAGACAGUUUAUCCCUCCAAGCCAAAUCACUAACAAAAGCUCUACAUAGCAUCAAGAGUCGAUGGCUCCUCUGCUGAAUGAAGUGCUCCUUUUGACACCGUUUUAAUUGUUGAAGUGCACCAUAGCACAUUAGAGCACUGUAUGAAUUAUUAUUUCUGUGUCAUUUUAUGCUUUUAAUAAUAAUAUGAUUGCCUUCAUUUUUAUCCAAUGUAUUUCUCUUAGAUAUGAGUUUAAAUACAUUCACAAGACAGUACUGGACUAGGUUGAGUCUGAGCCUGAAACCCUCCAGCUCACAGGACUUGAACAGCCCUGCUCCUGCAUUAAAAUGAUCCUAGGAUAUUAGCAUUUCAGACCACAUUACAUUACAAUGAUAGAUCACAUCUUUAUGUUUUUAUAUUCCAAAACAAGUGUUUGACUGAAGGUUUUUCUAUGGACAAUUAACUUUAUUUAAAAUGACCCCUCUUGAAUGUAUUAAAACAAAAAGUCUCAUUUCCAUCUAGUUCAUGUAGUCAACCAUAGACUGUAUAUAAAGAUGGACGACACGUCUCCACAUCCUCCUAUAAUCCAGAAAUGAAGCUAAUUAGCUAAUGAAGCUAAUCUUGAGCUGAUGACGUCUCAGCUGUCAAUCAUCACGUUUUCAUCCCAUUUUUUUUAUUUUUAUAGCUUUAGAGGAAUCUUGCUGGAAAAUAUGAGCACUUGAACAAACAGUAUGUGAUAAGAACUACAAUAAUUUACAGAAACCAUCUUUGAGAAAACUAUAUUCGACAUGUAGGCUACUCUGACAUUUUAUUUUGGUCACAUCCACUAUUAUGUAGGAGGCGGGAUUCAUGCCCUAUGCUGCAGCCAGCCACCAGAGGCCGAUCAAUAUGCUUCGGCUUUACUUUUGGGGAGCCGCAAUGUCGUCCAUCUUUAUUUACAUUGUAAACUUCUGUGUAUUGAAUCAUUUCACAAUCAUCUGAGUCUCUGCUGAGUUUUUGGUUUUCUAUCCGACAUAUGAUUGACAAAGUUUGAUCUGAAUAAUAAUAUCAACCUAUAAGCUUUGACAUUAGUGAGGAAGCUCUGCUCAGAACAAGAUGAUCAUUUAAAUGUAGACGAUACACAAACCAAAGCUUUUUCAUGCUGCCUUGUCCUUCACUCAGAUUAACAGUACACGUUUCAAAACACAAAACAAUUGAUUUAUUCGUAACAGUGCUAGAACUUAACAGACAGCAAAUUAAGAUAGGCAGACAAAUGAACCACUUGAGAAAGAUAAUUGCAGAAGCGUUUAUUUUGUAUAAAAUAUCACACCACUACAGUGCACUGUCUUGAACUGAUGUGUGUACUAAUUGCGUUUAAAGUUUGAGCUGGACGUGGAGCUGAGUUGCAGAUGUCAGUUCUGUCUGUUUCAGGCAGUGGAGGUUGUUCUGUUUUUGUGCAGGUGUAAAACUGACCAGCUGUCAAGCUCACUUUCACUCAGCGUUACUCAACAGCCACGUCCUCCCUGUGUUUUCCGUGUAUGACAUGUACUGCUAGCCCUAGUUGGGCUGUGAAGGAUGCUCAUUGCACAUCUCUAUGACCUGGUGGUGUAGGCGUCACUGUGCGCUGAAGUGCACACACGUCUCGUUGAAACAAGAAUUGGGCAUCAGAGUGCUCAUCUCACUGCUGCACCAUAGAGUAUAUCCAUUUAGCCACUUACUGAGCAAUCAGCUAAGUGUAACUGAGAUUAAACAUUUCUGUGUUCCAUUCCACAAAGCUCCGCAGUAUUAACUUCAGUGUUUUAAAUGACAUUUCCAGAUUUGAUGAAUUGCGUCUGUUAUUAAGAAUGAGGAUGAAAUACCACUAAAGGAUGAAUGUUGAGAGUAAUUUGACUGAAACCCAUGUAAAAGAAUGUGAAGUAGAGAAUGAAUACGCUGCUGUGUGCUUGUUUGUUAGAGAAAUAUGGAUGAUUGAGUAGAAAGAAGGAUGUAGAUUAAAAUAAUUUAGAUAGGGAAAAUAGUGAAAGGUGCAAAGAAAGAAACAGAUGUGAGGAUAGGUAGAGAAGUGAAGAAGGAAAACUGAAACUAAUGGACUCUGAAAGAAAAGAGGGAUGAUGGUAAAGAGGAGGACGAGUAAUAGAUUGAAGCCGAUGAAGGGAGGGGAGAGAAAUGGUAAAAAACUGAUGUUGUGCAAGACCCCAAUGAAAAAGAGGAGAGGAAACAAAAAGAGUAAAGAAUGUAAGAGUGUAAAAAUGUGGGCAAUGCUUGCUCUGCAGUUGGGGGGGGGGCUAUGUACUCAUAUUGACUGAAUGUAGUGACUUUAGUAUUUCCUUACAAAUAUUUGUCUUUUUCUCCCUAUUGUCACUUUUAAUUCUUCUUCAUUCAUUCAAACUGUCCAGUGAACACACAAUAAUGAAUCACAUGAGACUGGCAAACUCGUCUGUCAAGUAUAGAGAACUGACACCAAAAUAAUUCACAUGCCCAUCGUUCAUUCUUGUACGUAGCAUAUAGAAGGUUUGUAGUCCAACCUCCACAUCGAUGAGUGGUAGAGUCGGGUGUACAACGUUACCUCAAACAAAACUGCUAGUUGGGUGGUAAAUGCUCUAAUCUAAUGUAGCCUAAUUCAUUAAUUAAUCAAAGUGUAAAAUCACUUAAGUUAGGACUGAAUGGAGAAAAGGUAAAUAGCAUAUACAACACCAUAAGAAAAAUAUGGUGAUCUUUUAUAUACCUUGGACCCACUAGGUGUUGAUUUACAACUAUUAAUCUACACUUCUGAGCUUAAAUGUGUGACUCUGACGCCAUUAUACCAAAAAAAGAGUCUUGUUCAUUUCGAAAGGUUGUAUUGUUACUUAUUUACCUAUUAAUAGUCUUGUAUGUGUUUCAGUAUGUUAAAGCCAGAGCACCAGGGGAAAUCUGGAAUGGAGUUUAUUCCAAAACACAAGCUCGACCAAUCGUGAGUCAGUCUCAGCUGUCAGAGUGUGAUUAGAACUUCCUAAAAUGACAGAAACCAUCUCUGAGAAAAACGUUUUUGACUUGUACUUUGACUUUUUGUUUGGUCCACGUAACAUUCAGUCAUUUAUCUUUAUAAACAUUCUGUGGUUUAAAACAAAAUGAAGAGAAAGCGAGGCUGGAGGACAUCUUUUCUAACUGCGUGGGUGAGCAGUACACUGAACUUUGCAUGAAGGUGUUUUACUGUUACUCCUCUAAUAUUAGUACACAUUUCACAUAUAUGUAAUAUUUAACAUGUUCUUUUUAAUGGUAGUUGGGGUUGUUGGUUGGUAUACUGGAGCCACAUAAUGUUUGGUUGCUCUAACCAUGCUACUGUAAGAACGACAGAAUAGUUUAGAUCUCUCUUCCUUACAGAUUCAAUUCAUGUUGGUUUUAGUGUUUGAAAAUGACCUGCAAGAAAUUUAAAACUCAUUAUUUCAAAAUUGGGUAAAACAAACAAGACGUUGUGGUGUAGCAUGGUUAGAGAUACUGAACUUCUGGUAUGUAUUGCUCUCUGGUUUUUGUCAGUACAGGAUGAGUUGCACAAGAUGAAGGUACGAACCAGAGCCGUCUUGAAGAGUGCUGGUACUCCUGGUUCUCCUUGUACAGAGACCAGGGAAUGAAGGAUCCAACUAAAUAACCUCUCUGUCGUACAAGUAUAAAGUUUUUAUUACACUGAUUGUAUCCAAAAAUUGAAAAAAAUGCUUUUUAUAAUGUUGUAACAAUAACAAUGAUUUCUAUUAUUGUU